AGUUGCGGCUGCGAUUAAUGUUUGGUAGUGAAUAAGCAAUUCCGGGAAAAAUUUUGUUGGCUUCUGCUUUAAAAUGGCUCGUCGAUAUGAUUCGAGGACAACCAUCUUCUCUCCUGAAGGGAGAUUGUAUCAAGUGGAAUAUGCAAUGGAAGCUAUUGGUCAUGCCGGUACAUGUCUAGGAAUUUUGGCUUCCGAUGGAAUAGUAUUGGCAGCUGAACGCCGGAAUACAAACAAACUUCUAGAUGAAGUUUUCAAUUCAGAGAAAAUAUAUAAACUUCAUGAUGACAUGGCAUGCAGUGUGGCUGGCAUAACAUCAGACGCAAAUGUAUUGACUAAUGAGUUGCGUCAAAUUGCUCAGAGGUAUUUACUACAGUAUGGUGAAUCAAUCCCAUGUGAGCGCUUAGUCAGCUGGUUGUGUGAUUUGAAACAAGCUUAUACCCAAUAUGGAGGAAAGAGGCCAUUUGGUGUAUCCAUUUUAUACAUGGGAUGGGAUAAACAUUAUGGCUUUCAACUUUACCAAUCUGAUCCUAGUGGUAAUUAUGGUGGAUGGAAAGCAACAUGCAUUGGAAAUAAUAGUGCGGCUGCAGUAUCAAUAUUGAAGCAAGAAUAUAAAGAAAAUGAAACCACUUUAAAUGAUGCACUUGCUUUAGCCAUUAAAGUUCUUAGCAAAACUCUGGACAUGACUAAAUUGACUGCUGAUAAAUUGGAGAUGGCUACUUUGACUCGUGAAGGAAACAAGUCUCGCAUAAAGAUUAUGCCUGCUGAAGAAGUUGAAAAGCUUAUCAAAAAGCAUGAGGAAGAAGAAGCUAGAAAUGAAGCUGCAAAGAAAGAAAAAGAACGAGAAAAAUCUAAAAGCUAAUUUAUUUGUUGGUUAAUGUGUAUAAUGUUUCUAAUAAAAAACUGUCCCUUUAAUUUUUAAAAAAA
This is a messenger RNA of Uloborus diversus, 924 nucleotides long. RefSeq names its product proteasome subunit alpha type-4-like (gene Prosalpha3). The record is from RefSeq and is a predicted model, not a curated record. The transcript has 8 exons. Gene Ontology annotation, cellular component: nucleus; proteasome core complex, alpha-subunit complex; cytosol. Gene Ontology annotation, biological process: ubiquitin-dependent protein catabolic process. Bases 74 to 859 code for a protein of 261 amino acids. NCBI's taxonomy places the organism in Eukaryota, Metazoa, Arthropoda, Arachnida, Araneae, Uloboridae.